Molecule: messenger RNA, 3401 nt
Organism: Daktulosphaira vitifoliae (grape phylloxera)
Lineage: Eukaryota; Metazoa; Arthropoda; Insecta; Hemiptera; Phylloxeridae
Gene: Ca-beta
Product: voltage-dependent L-type calcium channel subunit beta-1
Exons: 10
Coding region: 527-2281 (584 amino acids)
Biological process (GO): neuromuscular junction development; chemical synaptic transmission; regulation of voltage-gated calcium channel activity
Cellular component (GO): voltage-gated calcium channel complex
Molecular function (GO): protein binding; high voltage-gated calcium channel activity
Source: RefSeq, a predicted model, not a curated record
GCGCCACCAGUUAACAUACAAUACUCCUGGUCUCCAGUCACGGUGCCGUCUAUUUCUGUUUUAUUGAUUUAAUAUAGUUUCAUUAAUACAUUUUUCAACGGGUACAUUCUCUGUCUCUGUCACACUUUUCUGUCUAGUCUAGUCGCUAUCUUACGCAUACUCUCUUGAGUAUACACUUAAUCAUAAAACACAAUAUCAUAUAACUAAUUAGUUGUAAGAAUCUGAUGUGUCAACCGUCACAAUAAAUUUAUUUCUCAAACUUUUUUUUGAAAAUAUAUUUUUUAAUGUUAACUCUAUUUGUAGUGAAUUUUAAUAAUUUUCAUGUUUUUAAAAAAACACAUCACAAGUUUUAAGUUCACCUAUACAUUUCCGAACUGCCGCAACGCGUUUAAAAUUGUUUUAUUAGCUUAAUCUUUACAAUUGAGUAGAAAAAAUUACUGUGUUAAAUUGUGAUACUUGGUAUUUCUAUCUAUUCUGUUUGUGUGCGUGUAUAAAAUUGUGUCCCAUCCGUCAACAUAUUCACCGUAUGACCGUAUUGCACACCCAAGCGGCAUCAACUAAAAAGAUCCCCGAUUGUAGUGAGGGGUCUGAGAAUUCAGACGUCAUAACAAACACAGCGGACCUGUCUCUGGGCAUUGAAAAAGAAGCGCUGCGGCGCGAAAAUGAGCAUAGAGCUCGUUCACAGUUGCUUAAUAGCCGUACGAAACCGGUGGCAUUUGCUGUUCGAACAAAUGUGGCGUUCGACGGUAAAAAAGAUGAUGACUCGCCAAUACAAGGUUGUGCAAUCACAUUCGACACUAAAGAUUUUUUGCAUAUUAAGGAAAAAUAUGACAAUAACUGGUGGAUAGGACGUUUAGUAAAAGAGGGUUCAGAUGUAGGUUUUAUACCGUCCCCCGCUAAACUGGAACUUCUGCGUCAGAUGAAUCCAUCAAGAAGCUCAAAGAAUCACUCUUCCAAAAAUUCGUCUUCAUCAAAUUUAGGUGGUGUAAUAAAUGAUAUGCUGACCAAUAAGGGGGGUGAUUCAGGGGGUUCUACCCCUCCCACUCCCGCAGAGGAUGAUGAUAUUGGAAGUGGCCGUAUAUCUGCUAGGACCAAUUUAACUACACCAACAGCAAAAGAUAAAAGGAAAAUUUUCUUUAAGAAACAAGAAACCACACCACCAUAUGAUGUUGUUCCAUCAAUGAGACCUGUUGUAUUAGUUGGGCCAUCUUUAAAAGGAUAUGAGGUUACUGACAUGAUGCAAAAAGCCUUGUUUGAUUUUUUAAAGCAUCGCUUCGAGGGAAGAAUUAUCAUAACUCGCGUUAUGGCCGAUAUUUCUUUAGCAAAAAGAUCUCUUUUAAACAAUCCAUCAAAAAGGCCUAUAAUUGAAAGCAAACCAGGUUCAAAUUCUCGGUCCAAUGUAAUGGCCGACGUACAGCAAGAAAUUGAAAGAAUAUUUGAACUUGCUAGAACACUACAGCUUGUUGUAUUGGACUGUGAUACAAUUAAUCAUCCAUCACAAUUAGCUAAAACGUCAUUGGCACCUACAAUAGUAUAUUUAAAAGUAUCAUCUCCUAAAGUCUUACAACGACUGAUUAAGUCUAGAGGUAAAUCACAAACUAGACAUCUUAACGUGCAAAUGGUAGCAUCAGAAAAGUUGGCUCAAUGUCCACCGGAAAUGUUUGAUGUAAUACUCGAUGAAAACCAAUUAGAAGAAGCAUGUGAACACAUUUCUGAAUAUUUAGAAGCAUACUGGAGGGCUACCCAUCCACCAGUUACACAUGAUCCCAAUGAACCGCCGUUGUUGACCCGGCCUAUAAGAAGUUCACCUAGUAUGGAUAUGCCCAUCAUAAUGAACAAUUAUGGAUCUUCGGCAGAAUAUCAAUCAUUGGAUCGCAUUCCUCCACGUCUCGAACGAAUGCGUACCCAAUACGAUGACUACGAACUUAGUGAUCAUGAUAGCAUGGUUUAUGUACCACCCGUUACUGCAUACCAUACUCACCAGAAACAUCAUCACCCUCAUCAUCAGCAACGCCACCAACAACCAUCUCAAAUUCGACACCAACAAAGCGUUUCUUUUGAAAGAAGUAAUUUGCAUAAGGAUGAAAGUGGUGGAUAUAAUAGUGGAGGUAAUCGUUCUGAGAGUUCGCAUAAUAUGCAUCAUCAAUUAUCAUAUCAGUUGGGAUCGCAGACAGAUAUGUUAACUCAUAGUCCGCCUGAAAAUUCAUCUGACCAUCUUAUGUCCUACAUGUCUCCAUCUGUAAGACCAUCACAUAACAGAAGACCAAACGUCAACAUGUAAUACGUGAAUAUUUUGUGCGUAUAUUUAAAUGCACUAAUAUUUUUAUACGCAGUAUAAAUUAAUUAAUACUAAUUAUUAAUUUCAUUUAAUUGAAAUUGCCUUUUAUGGACCAACAUUUUGUUGUGUGCUAAAUAUUGAUUUAUCAAUAUUAAUGAAGUAUGUUUAUACAUUUUUAUAAAUGUUUUUGAAAACGAAAUAUUUGAUUAAAUCAUUAAAAUAAUAAAAGAAUGUAAGUGUGAUACUUAUUAUUUUUCCAAUAUAAUAAUAAUUAAAAAUUAAUACUACAAUUAAUUUUUUUCGAAUAAUAAUUAUUUAUAUUUCUAUUAAUUAUGAAUGUUCACACAAGGGUAAACAUUUUAAUAGAAAAAAUCAAAAUACUUAAUUGUAUAAUAUUAGUAAGAUUUUAUUUUUUUUUAUGAUUAUGUUUAACGAAUUCAACCAUAUUUUACAUAUGAUUUUAGUUACUUAUACUGCUAUUUCAAUGACAAUGUAUUAGUGUGGUAAUAGUGAAAUUAUCGUCCUCAUUUCUAUUUAGCGCUUAAUUAUUAUACUCAAUCAAUGAUAAUUUGUUUCAAAUUCAAGUUGUACAUUCAUAUUUUUUAAAAAACAAUCAAUAUUUGUUUAUUUCAGUUAAUAUAAAUUCAAAGUUAUAUUAAAAUAAUAUAGAUAUUUAGUAAUGUAAUUAUUUCAUUUCUGAACGCAGGAGAAAAUUAGCUUGUGUUAACUUUUCAAUAAAUUAGUUAACAUAAAAUAAAACUCAAUAUAUCUCUUCGAUGUUAAUUUCCAUUAAAACUUUACGAGACUUUUUAUACAGUAAAAUAAAAAUUUCCUGUAUAAAAAUAUGUCAAAAAUUAAUUGGAUUUUUUUUUUAAAUUUCAGGGUAUAAGCAAUCUAGUACGAACAGGCUUUAAUUGAUUUUUAUAAUUAAAUAACUUUUUCUUAGAUAGGUGUAUUGAUUAUUUUAUGACUUAUUAUUUAUUUGUAUAAUUCUAACUACAAUAAUAUAAUAUAAUAUAAUCCUUUAAAAUGUUCUAUGAUAUCAAAAUGAAUCCUUUUUGUACUAGGUCUGCGAUUUUUAAGUCGAACUUAUUAUCAUUCCUUUAAGUUUGGUAAACUUAAA